Molecule: messenger RNA, 2338 nt
Organism: Culex pipiens pallens (northern house mosquito)
Lineage: Eukaryota; Metazoa; Arthropoda; Insecta; Diptera; Culicidae
Product: glucose dehydrogenase [FAD, quinone]-like
Exons: 2
Coding region: 322-2124 (600 amino acids)
Molecular function (GO): oxidoreductase activity, acting on CH-OH group of donors; flavin adenine dinucleotide binding
Source: RefSeq, a predicted model, not a curated record
UUGAAAACUGAAAACUUUACUCAAAACACAAAUAAAAAGUGGAAUGCUAAUGCUAACUUAUUCCUUCUAAAACUUAGUUAUUAAGAAGAGUUUAAGUCAUCACGAUUACAUGACAAUUCAUAUAAAAAUCUCAUCAAACAAUUUUCUGAAACACUGGUUCUCGCUUUAGGGAAGUAAUGUUUGAAAACUGUUUUUAAAAGAUAAACAUUUCAUCACGUCAAGAAACAGACUGUUUCCAUAAUAUACCGAGUUGAAGAAAACAAUGCAGCGUUGCAUUUCCCACCUAGAUUACACCAUGUCAGUCUGAUACCAGAGGUUAUCAUGACCGCCGGAAUUCUCCCGCUGUUGCUAGCCUUGAGCAACGAAGCCCCGCUCGAAACGCUCCAGAGCACCUUUGCCAACUUCAGUGCCGAAUAUCUGUACGGCGAUGCGAGCGCAACGUUCCGCGACACCAACUCGUUCCUGCUCGAGUAUGACUUUAUCGUGAUCGGUGCCGGAUCCGGCGGUUGCGUGAUGGCCAACCGACUGAGCGAGAACCCACGGUGGAAGGUUCUGCUGCUGGAGGCAGGUCGCGAGGAGAACGCACUGCUCAGCGUUCCGCUGACGGCGGCGGAGCUGCUUACGGAGACUGGGUACAGUUGGCAAUACAAGGCGGAGCCGGAGAGUACUGUUUGCAGGGGAGAACCGGGUGGGGUUUGUAGUGUGAUUAAAGGGCGCGGGCUUGGGGGUACGAGCUUGCACAACUACAUGGUGUACACCCGGGGUCAUUACUACGACUACGAUCGAUGGGCCCUGGCUGGUAACUACGGUUGGAGCUACUCCGACGUGUUGCCUUACUUCUUGAAGGGUGAGCAGAGCUAUUUGAAGAAAUCUCGGCUGACCUUGCAAACGCCGUUACUACGCAGCUUCGUCGAAGCUGGGAAGAGUUUUGGGUAUUCGUCAAUUGAGCCGGAUGAUAAGGUUCAGCUUGGUUUCUUCAAGGUUACGGACACGAAUACUUUUAGAGGUCAACGACGCAGUGCAGCCCGGGACUAUCUUCAUCCGAUUAGAAACAGACCAAAUCUUUUUAUUUCGAUGAACUCGCGAGUCAUCAGAAUCUUGAUCGAUCCCAGAACAAAAACUGCCCACGGAGUUGAGUUUGUGAAAGAUGGAGUACAGCACAAAGUCUACGCCAGCAAGGAAGUUGUACUAUCAGCCGGUGCCAUCAACUCUCCCCAACUGCUGAUGCUCUCUGGAGUAGGUCCCAAGCAACAUCUGGAGUCGUUAUCGAUACCGGUGAUCAAGUCGCUGGACGUUGGCUACAACCUUCAUGAUCAUUAUGCCUACUCUAGCCUUCAGUUCAAUCUUAAUCAGUCACUGUUCUUAAAUCCUGCUGAGUUUAACUCUAACACACUUGCGGAAUACCUAACCCAUGGAACAGGGGUGUUUUCUUUCCCUGCGAGAUUCGAAAGUGCAGCGUUCAUGAGCACUCCUAUGUCCGACCUUCCCGUUGAUUACCCUGACAUUGAGUUAUUCUUUGCUUCUGUUACGCUCAAUAGGAAUAGCUCUGAUUCAGCUCUAAAACUGCUCGGACUUCCACAAGCCUUGGAGGGCUCAAAUUUGCUGGCAAACGCCGAUCGAGGACAGUUUUCGAUCUUCGUAACCUUGGAGCAACCAAAAAGUCGUGGUCGGAUCACUUUGAAGAACACCAAUCCAUACUCUCAACCUCGCAUCAAAACCAACUACUUCAGUCAUCCCCACGACCUCGCCACCGUCAUCUCCGCCAUCAACAUGGCCGUAGAACUAGGCGAAUCCGCACCCUUUGCCAAGUACGGAUCAUCGCUGGAUCCAACUCCAAUCCCCGGAUGCGAAUCCCUCCCGUUCAGAAGUGACGACUACUGGAAGUGCACCGUCCAGCAAAUGGCUUCGCUUUCACCCCAUCAGUGCGGAACUUGCAAGAUGGGACCGGCCAGCGACACAAGCGCGGUGGUCAACCCAGAGCUGCAGGUUCACGGUGUCCGGAAUCUCCGCGUCGUCGAUGCCUCCAUCAUGCCCACUCCUAUGACGGGACAUCCGAACGCGGUCGUGUUCAUGAUUGGCGAAAAAGCGGCCGACAUGGUGAAGAAUCGCUGGCUGAAGCGAUGAAGUCUUGCUGGUUGGGUAAAUAAAUUAAAUUGCUAAAUUAUGAACCGGUACAAUAUUUACCGAGAGUUUGUGUUUUCCGGAUGCUUUCAAAACUCCUCCCCGACAGCAGCUGCGUGGAGUGCUAUAUUAACUGGUUUCCGUGCGGUGGUGGAAAGUUUGAGGGGAAGUUCAAAGUAAACAUAAUAACAGUUUAGCCCAAGUUCAGCGGGCGCGC